Messenger RNA from Carica papaya (papaya), 1902 nucleotides. RefSeq names its product vacuolar cation/proton exchanger 3-like. The record is from RefSeq and is a predicted model, not a curated record. NCBI's taxonomy places the organism in Eukaryota, Viridiplantae, Streptophyta, Magnoliopsida, Brassicales, Caricaceae. Gene Ontology annotation, cellular component: plant-type vacuole membrane. Gene Ontology annotation, molecular function: calcium:proton antiporter activity. Gene Ontology annotation, biological process: intracellular calcium ion homeostasis; calcium ion transmembrane transport.
UUUCUUUCUCUUUUGUUGCCACCUUUCAUAACCCAAAAGCUUGCAGACACCUAAACACUUCAUGGCUACAAGUGUAAAGCCAUUCACAUAAUAGAAACAAACUACGAAAAUUCGAGGAAGCUGCAUGGCCACAAAAAUUUACUUCACUCAAUUACCUCAUCUCCUUUCAAGAACGAACCUCGUGCAAAACCCGUAAAUAUACAUGUGUAUAUAUACAUAGAUACGUAUAUAUAUAUAUAUAAGCACAGCCUAUAGAGAGUAGUUAGUACCCCCAAACUCCACCUUCAAGAGAUCAGUUAAACAGAAAAGUAUGAACUACCAGGAGUUUACAGACGUUGAAAAUGGAGAAGAUGAGUCAAAGAACAAGAGUUUGGGGAAGGAAACAACGUCGUGGAAUGGAAUUAGAACGGCGCAGAACAUGUCGUCUUCAAUGGUGAGGAAGAAGUCGGAACCGAUGCUGGUUUCAAACGUUAGGUUUCAGAUACUCAGACAGUUUCUUGCGAAUCUGAAAGAAGUAAUUCUGGGCACCAAGCUUGCUGUUCUCUUCCCUGCUGUACCUUUAGCUAUUGUCGCCGAUGUUUACAAGUUUGGAAGGCCUUGGAUAUUUGCCUUGAGCUUAAUUGGGCUCACUCCACUAGCUGAAAGAGUCAGCUUCUUGACCGAACAAAUUGCAUAUUAUACAGGUCCAACAGUUGGAGGACUUUUAAAUGCAACAUGUGGGAAUGCAACAGAGCUGAUAAUAUCAUUAUUUGCUCUAUACCAAAACAAAAUAUAUGUUCUUAAAUACUCCCUCUUGGGUUCCAUUAUUUCCAAUCUCCUUCUUGUUCUUGGCACUUCUCUUCUCUGCGGAGGCUUAGCCAACCUCAAAAAGCAACAAACAUACGACAGAAAACAGGCAGACGUGAACUCGUUGCUGCUAUUGCUGGGAUUGUUAUGCCAUAUGCUGCCAUUGAUGUUUAAAUAUGCAGUUGGAGGAGGAGAAAGUAGUUUUAGUGCUGAGUCUAGACUCAACCUGUCAAGAGCCAGCAGCAUUGUUAUGCUUCUCGCGUAUCUUGCUUAUAUAUUUUUCCAGCUUAAAACUCACAGACAAUUCUUUGAAUCUCAACAGGAAGAUGAAGAUGAAGAGAAGCCAGUAAUUGGAUUUUGGAGUGCAUUUACCUGGUUGGUUGGCAUGACAGUCAUCAUAGCUAUGUUAUCCGAGUAUGUUGUCGGCACGAUUGAGGCUGCAUCGGAAUCAUGGGGUAUUUCUGUAAGCUUCAUCAGCAUUAUAUUGCUGCCAAUUGUGGGCAAUGCUGCAGAACAUGCUGGAUCCAUCAUUUUUGCUUUCAAGAACAAGCUGGACAUUUCUCUGGGCGUUGCUUUAGGUUCUGGAACUCAAAUCUCAAUGUUUGUGGUUCCUUUAUGUGUGAUUGUUGCCUGGAUAAUGAGAAUCCAGAUGGAUCUUGAUUUCAAUCUUCUCGAAACUGGUUGUCUUGCCUUCGCCAUACUGGUGACAGCCUUCACUUUGCAGGAUGGAACUUCACAUUACAUGAAAGGAGUGAUUCUUUUCCUCUGCUACGUUGUUAUUGGUGCUUGCUUUUUUGUUCACAAAGUUCCUGCGAAUCAAUUUCCCACCAAUUUGGGAGCUAAACCAUCGAUUUUCGGAGUUUUGUUCAUGUAAUCGGGGAUCGAUCUUGACGGCCUGGCCGGAGUCAAGCAGAAAACCUGAAAUUUCAUUUGCAUUCUGAGAUCAGACAGAGUGGAUGCUGUGGAGAGAAUUCAGCAUCGAUCUUGUCUCUUUUUUUUUUUUUUUUUUUUGGAAUUUAAUGGAGGAAGAAAAAGAAAAUUGAGAGAAGAACCAAAAGAGAAGAUUCAACAACUUCUCAUUGAAAAAUGAAUGUAUAUCUUGCAAUAAAAAAAAAA